AUGCAGUGCAUCGAUGAACAGAAAUUAAAGGAAUGUUUGACUUCGAUAAUUAAGAAGAUCGAUGAGACUGUUCGAGAGUUGGCAAAGAAAGCAGAAUCUACAUCAAAAUCGAAUUCAUCAAAUGCCAUCACUACAACUCAAGCUACGAAUACAGAAUCUAAUGCCGCUAGUGAUGAUCGACUGUUCGAUAACGCAGUGAAGAAUAAUAUUGUGAACACAUUUACUGUUGACAAUGAAGAAAAUGAAUUGUUAGAUACAUUAACCCGUGAUAUUCAAAAUGCACUGAAUGAUUAUUUGCCAAAAUUAUCAAAGAUGUGUCGUUGCUAUAUGAUGCAACAUUUACAUGAAUAUCACUUUAAUCAAGAUGGAAAAUUCACUCAGCGAUUAACAACCGGCGAUUUAUAUAAUUUUAAACAUGAUUUAAAUGGUUUAUUAAUGGCUGUACGAGCUUAUGUACGAGCAGACGAAGGAGACAGAGAAGAAGUCGAAAAUUUUUUGGAAAAUUAUCCCGAGUACAAAGAUAAACCAGGCUUUUGGAAGAAAACAUUAAUUUAUUCAGCAGCAGGAAAUAAUCAUCUUUCUUUGGUUAAAUACUUAGUUGAAACAGCUGGUUGUUCUGUGGAUGCUCAAAAUCAACAUGAAAUCGCAUGUAACAAGAUAGCAGAUGGUGAUGCAACUGAAAACUCACGCGAUAAUCAAGGAUACGAGCCGGAUCAGAUAGGUGGUUCAACAGCAUUACAUGUUGCCUGUAAUAAUAAUUACUUGGAUAUUGUGAAAUAUUUGAUUGAUAAAGGAGCAAACUACUUUAUUACAAAUGAAUCGGGAAAAACACCUAUUGAUAAUAGCGAUGGUAACCAGGCAAUACGAGACUUCUUUAAAAAUUAUCUCGUAUAUUCAUACAGUGGUUUAUCAGAUGCUUCUAUACCACGUAAAACGGUUUUAGAUUGUCCUGAUCGUAGAUCAACCAAUUGUGUUUGGGAAUAUAAACCAGUAAAGAAAGAUAAGUGGACAGCAUUUAACGUGAUUGAUCAUAAUAUCUUAUGUACUUCUUUGAAGCCAAGAGCGAACGAUCCACCAUUUAAUACAACAACUUACUUACAUGCUAGAGAAAGUACAUAUACUGUUCAAUUAUUGACAUUUCUUCGUGGAGCCAAAAAUCAAGAAUCAAAUCCAUCAGAUGAAGAUGGUUUAGCAUGGAUUCGAUGUCGAGGAUCGAGUAUAGCUAACUUUGAUAUUCAUUGUGUUUGGCAAUUAAUGUUUUUGAAAUAUGAUACAAAAAAAGAAUCUGAGAAAGCAUCAUCAGAACUUCCAUCUUUGGUUGCAGAAACUAUUCCUUCUUUCGAUAAUGGGAGAUUUCAAAUAAAAUUGAAUGGUUGGUAUACAUGUGAUUUGAAAAGAAAUGAUCUAUUGGACGAUGCAAUGAAUUAUAGACGACGAUAUGUCGAUAUUGAUUGUAAUUACGAUAUUCAUUAUAAUGAAAAUGCAACUGUUAAAUGUGAUCUAUAUGAAUUUACAUUUAAGAAUAACAAUGAAACAAUAAAAGGUUGUAUUCGAUGGAUACCAAAAGUUAUUGCAAAUACAGCGAACACUCAAAAUAUCAUUAAAAUAUUGGAUAAUUUUAAGAUAAUCAAUAAUUUUAAUCCAAUACUAUUGACAACAAAACGAUGUGAUCAAGUUAUCGGUUCGAAAACAACAACAGAAGGAAGUAUAAUUGUCAAUGAAGAUGAUGAAAAUGAAGAAAACAAUCCUAAUGAUGAUAUGAAUUUAGGUGAAGAUUGGGCGGAUGAUGAUGAAAAUAGUAAAGAUGCAACUCCUCCAGUUAUCAAUCCUAGUACUUGGAAGAUUGAGGAUCUUCUAAGUACUGAUAUGCCGCGAACAAAUGAACAGCUUCCGUUAAAAACUGAAGAGGAUUCUAUUCCAGAUAUUUCAAUACCAAUCAGUGAUCGAAUUAUAAAUAAACAAAUAGAUCAAUUCAAAAGAGAACAGUUAAUAAUUAAUCAAGUUUCUGAACCUAAGGAUAGUGCUAAACAAAAUGAUGCGAUGGGAAAAGAUCUGGAAACUAUUAAGCUUGAAAAUGAGCAAUUGAAUACAAAAAUCAUUUUAUUACAAAAAGAACUCGAAGAGAAAGCUAAAAAUUUGAAAGAUAAUGAUGUUAAAAGUGCCACAGAAUUGGAUGCAAUAAGAAUUAAGUUAGAAGACUUAGAGGAGCAAUUAAAAACAAAAAUCGACAAGGAAAAAUUUAUUAACAAAGAAACCGAGCAAAUAUCUACUUUGCAAUAUACUAUACCGAAGUCAAGUCAGUCUGUACGUUCAAAGUUCAAUAUAAUUAUCAAUACAUUGAGAAGUUUGGAUUAUUCUCUUAAAGAAUAUUUUAAAGAUAAUAUACCUGUCAUUGACUUAGAUGAUGAAGAUAAUAGGAAAAUAACACUUAAAGGUUUUCCCAUACAUCAUAAAAUAUUGAAGGAGAUCCUAGAAAAAUGGAAGAAUCUAGUUCAGAAAAUUCAAUCUGUUCAAGAAGAUUAUUGUCAAGAAAUCAACGAAAAAAUAAAAGAUUUGUUAAAAACAAUUCAUCAAGUGCACUCUACUAAUCCAACUUAUUGGAAAUCCUAUGCUAAAUGUUUGGUUAAAUUAGUCGAUCAAAAAUAUGAUAGUGAUGUUCAAAAAUUCAAGAAUUUUAUGAACGAUAAAAUGAAAAUACUAUUGGAUAUGUGUAUUCAAAAUGUACAACAAGAUUUUCAACAACAGAUUAGCGACUGGAAAAAAGAAUAUAUGGGGGCAGAAAAAUUUUCGGAUGAUGUUGAAUUGCUAAAGGCCAAUGCUCAAAAUGAAUUUAUACACAAAUAUAUUUUCUUACAACAAAAGUCGACGAAAACCAUACCAACAAAAGAAUCUGCUCGAGAGUUAGAUAAACAUAUUGAAACCAUUAAAGAUAGAUCGAAGAGAAAUCCAGAUUAUAAAGGAUAUAAAUUAAAACAUUUUCAAAUGAUUGUAUCUCUAUUACAUCAUCUAAUGAUAUUUUAUCAUUGCUUUCUAAUACAAUUACCUCUAUUCAAUGCAUCAUUUGAUCUUUUAAGUAAAAUUGCCAACAAUACGGUGAUAACUAUUGAAACAGCAACAGGUUCAGGUAAUAAUAUAUAUCUAAAAUCACUCGUUGAUGCUACAUCGAUGACGUAG
This is a messenger RNA of Rotaria sp. Silwood2, 3174 nucleotides long. The record is from the annotation of a GenBank genome assembly. NCBI's taxonomy places the organism in Eukaryota, Metazoa, Rotifera, Eurotatoria, Philodinida, Philodinidae.